This is a messenger RNA of Sceloporus undulatus (fence lizard), 4131 nucleotides long. RefSeq names its product sphingosine-1-phosphate phosphatase 2 (gene SGPP2). Gene Ontology annotation, molecular function: sphingosine-1-phosphate phosphatase activity. Gene Ontology annotation, cellular component: endoplasmic reticulum membrane. NCBI's taxonomy places the organism in Eukaryota, Metazoa, Chordata, Lepidosauria, Squamata, Phrynosomatidae. Gene Ontology annotation, biological process: sphingosine metabolic process; phospholipid dephosphorylation. The record is from RefSeq and is a predicted model, not a curated record.
GGGCAACUCCACGGGGCUCCCGGCCCGUGCUACCAGCGGCCCCUUCCGCCGGCUGCCGGCCUGCUUCCGGGGCUGCUGCGACCGGAAGCGCCUUCCCUGGAGCCCCCGCUGCUGCCGCCGAGGCCUCCUCCUCCUCCGGCUGCUGCUGCCGCCGCUGGGUCCCGGGAGAAGAAGAUGGAGCGGGGCUGGCUGCGGAAGGUGGCGUUGAAGCUGUAGACGAAGGGGGUGGUGGAGGCGAAGAGGAGCAGGAGGGCCACCCCGAGGAAGAUGGAGCCCGUCAGCCACUCCAUCCAGGCGAAGCCCAGCAGCGCCAGGGCCAGCACCGAGAAGACCACGCAGAGGCAGCCCGCCUUCCGACGGCAGCCUCCGGGGCAGCUCUCCCCUUCCAGGCCUCCUCCCGCCGCCGCAGAUGGGUCUUCCAGGCCCGUCCCGCCCUCCAGGCUGCGGAAGGUGACGCUCCCGGAGGAGGGCGAGGGCAGGGCUGGCCGGUGGCCGGGGGGCUGGGGCCCCAGGAGGCGCUGCGGGCGGAGCUCCCGGAGGAGCGGGGCCCAGCCUCGGAGCUGGAGCAGGAUGGCCUCCACCAGCUUGGUGUUGACCGGCAGGCUCUGGACCAGGCCGUCCGGCAGCGGGGUGCGAUGUCGGCAGAGCGGGCAGGACAAGUCGCAGGACUAUGUUGUCAAGAAUUAUUUCUACUAUUACCUGUUCAGGAUAUCAGCUGCAAUGGGUCAAGAGGUUUUCUACAUUACGUUCCUUCCAUUCAGUUACUGGAGCAUUAAUCCAGACAUUGCUAGAAGGAUGAUUAUCAUGUGGCCUGUGGUUAUGUAUAUCGGACAAGUCUCAAAGGAUCUUCUGAAGUGGCCUCGCCCUUGCUCACCACCUGUUGUCAAGUUAGAAAAAAGGACAACUGCAGAAUAUGGAAUGCCAUCCACUCAUGCAAUGGCAGCAACAGCCAUCUCUUUCACUUUUGUAUUUGCAUCCACAAGCCACUACAAGUUCCCUUUGGCACUGGGACUGAUGGGAGCCUUUUUAUUUUCAACUAUGGUAUGCCUUAGCAGAAUUUACACAGGAAUGCACACAGUGCUGGAUGUGAUUGUUGGCAGUCUGAUCUCAGCAAUAUUAACUGCUCUUGUGUAUCCUGUUUGGGAUGUCAUUGAUCACCUGAUGGUAACCAGCCCUGUAUGUCCUGUGUUCUGCAUUGUUGUGCCCCUCCUCUUGUGCUAUAACUAUCCUAAACUAGAUUACUACAGCCCUACUAGAGCAGACACUACCACAAUUCUAGGAGCAGGAGCUGGAGCAAUUAUAGGAUUCUGGAUAAACCACCAGUACUUCUCAAAUGCUUUGCCUGAAGCUGUUUCACAGAGUGUUCCUUCUGCUACCUGUGAAAUGCUCUUGAUGUGUUUGUACAGUUUUUUGGUGGGAAUUGGUGUGCUGCUGGUCACACGGCAGAUCAUCAAAAACAUGGCUCUGAAGUCACUGUGUUCUUGGUAUGAAGUGUCUGUGGAUGAUCUUGGAGCUAAGCAGCAACUCAACAUAGAAGUGCCUUACAAAUUUGUAACCUAUUCUUCCAUUGGCCUGAGUGCUACAGUGCUUGUGCCACUAUUGCAUAGGUUUUUGGGUUUAAACUGAACGCUGUGCAUUUCGUUUUAGGAAAUAACCCAGAUCAUGGGAUGCAAUAACAAAGUGGGCAAGGAAGGACAGAGACUUCAAUGGAAAAGUGUGCUGCUCUAAAGCUUAGCUAAUAUUGGAGAUGAGAAAGGACCUUCUUAAUGGUCUAACAUUCUGUGGGGAGAUCAUUAGCAGCCUCUGUUUUCCUUUCUUUUCAAUACUAGUGGUUUAAUAGGUUUCCUAAACAUAAGAGCAAAGCUUUUCACCUUAUAGUAAUUAGAGGGUAAUGCGUUAAAGGGGAACUGAUUUAAGCUAUCACUCCCUCUUGAAUUCACAUAGGACUUAAGUUCCAAGUUCUUUUCCUUCACUAGUUUAGUUCUGUGUGACUAUCAGGGCCAGUUUUGUUUGAUAUUGGUUGAAUACAACAGCUCAGCUGUUCUCCAGGAAUCUGCUGUAGUGCUUGGUCAGUUGGAAAGUAUGCAUAUAGAUAUGCAAGGGACCCACUUAACAAUAUCACAAGUCAGAAACAGGCCUGUUUGCCACUGACCUCCCAGCAGUGUUGUUGCAUAAAGUCCAAAAGGAAGCUAAUGGUUCAGGACAAUGUUACCAACAACUGAAGAAAGGAAAAUAUACAGCAUGGCUUAUGGUGCCCCAGUAAGAGAUGAGCCAUUGCAGACUGCUUUGCCUCCACAUAGCUGAGGAAGAGAUCAGGCCUGGAUCAGCCAGCAAGGGUGUGCAUGUGCCCCUCUGGAGGGCCCAAAUGGGUAUCUCCUCUCUUCUGGGUGUCACCUGGUCUCCACUAGUGAAGCCAAAGAGACUUCUGGUCAUUUCAAUUGCACAUUUUUGCUGAUUUGGGGGCAAAAUCCAGUAUUAAAGAGGAAACCUGCAAGUGUACCACUGACUACAGUCUCAGGAAUAUCCAGCAAAGAUAGCCAACAGAUUAGUUGCUCAAUAUGUUAAAAUCCUUUCCAACUUGGGAAUAGUAGCUGUGAUAAAUGAGUGAUAUAACACCAGAGUUGUCUGAAGGUGACUUUUUGCCCCUGUGGCAGGGGUUUGUAUUGUUUUUCCAAAAUCAGCCAGGCUCUUGUCUUGAGUCUUGUGCCAGGCUUCUGAAUCAAAUUGCUGAUCUGGGCUUGCAUGCGGCACUCUUCAACAGAGCCUUCUACUACAUUUAGCUUUAAUAUCUUCUGACAGCAAAUGUGACAUAAUUCAGCUGCUUGAUAAUUCUUAACAUCAGUGUUGGAAGUUCUUCAGUGUUCCCAUACAUAUGACAAAAUCUUUAGCUCCUCAAGCUUUGUUAUAAUAUAGCUUUCGUGCAUUGGCAUCAUGUAGCAAGGCACAGCUCUUGAACUACAGUACUCAGACAGUUAAAGGCUGUCAUUCGCGGGCCACUGAGAAAUGAAGCACAAGGACAAAUCUGACUAUAGUCAAAGUUCUUGUCUAACUGAGUGCUAGAUCUUCUGGUCAUGAGUUAUUUCUGAGCAAACUGAAGCUUCCCUUUGCAGAUGAAGGCUUGACAGAAGAACUCAGAAACCAUGAUAGCCUUUUCUUUCUGACAGCUUUUUAGAAAGUUACUCUGUAUUUAAGUUUCAGAAUAGGAUGAAAUGAACAUGAUGCCAACUAACAAUGUAAAAUUACAAAAGGACAUCACUAUUUGAAGCAUAUUGAUAAACUGCUACAAAACUGCAGCUUUCCACAAUUUCUUUCUAUAAGGAACUAACUAUUGCAUGAUUUUAAAUCAAUACUCUUCUAGCACUGUGAAUUAGCUGGAAUGUAGGUAUUGAUGUAAUUUUAACUACUCACCCUGACAAAAUCCACUCCCUGUAACUCUAAGCUGCUUAAGAAGGGAGACACUUCAAUAUUACACUAGGUUUUAGUUUAAUAAGCACCAAAUCAAUUCCUGAACAUCCAGUAUGCUUUGGAUAAUGCAUGUGUUCUGUAAUGUAUGGGUUGCAUGAAGGCAGAAGACCUGAAGCCCAUGAAGUUCUCAUAUCAAAAUAAAUUCUCAGGACAGAACCAGACAAUACUAGGGAAGCAUGUUGACUCCUAAUACCAUUUGUGAGGUUAAUGCAUGGGUACUGGUGGAGGAAGGCUGAUGAAUAGGAAAUGUAUACACCAUAUCUCCAGAACUAAUUCUGACACACACACUCCUCCAUCAGUUCCUAGAAAUAAAAGGUGACACUGACAGGACAUGGCAUUUGAAGGGAAGACAUUAAGCAGUUCUUCCCGUCAGCCACCCAGUUAUUCCCUUCAUCAUGGAGCAUGAGAGCAUGUUUAUGCAGAAAUUAUGUCUAGUUCAAUCUCAGGAAAAUAUAGUACAGAUUUCGGAACUGUGUCAGCCUUCAGGUCUGGGUUUAGCUUUAACUUUGUAUUUGCAACACAUUUUCCACAUUGCAGCUAUCUGUUUCAUACACAUUUGUACAAACUCAUGUUUAUAAACAGCCACCUGCAAAACAUCUAUUUUUGUAUCAUUUAACUUUAGGUUUUGAAAUAUGAAGUGUAUUCUGUAUCUGCCAUUAUUUAAAC